Molecule: messenger RNA, 4675 nt
Organism: Chelonus insularis
Lineage: Eukaryota; Metazoa; Arthropoda; Insecta; Hymenoptera; Braconidae
Product: BTB/POZ domain-containing protein 7
Exons: 9
Coding region: 588-3260 (890 amino acids)
Biological process (GO): morphogenesis of a branching epithelium
Molecular function (GO): protein binding
Source: RefSeq, a predicted model, not a curated record
UGGAUAUACUUUUUCUAUGUUGGCAGCAGUUUACAAACUACGGCUGCUGAUUAGUAUUCUUGAGAUAUACAUAUAUAUAUAUAUGUAUGACCAGAGAUGUGCAACGAUACAAAUGUUAUCAGAAAGUUUAUUUAACAAUUUAAUAGUUUACGUUUGAGUAUUUUCAAUGUAACUUGAAUACAUGAUUUAUGAGUGAUAAUUUGUGAACAUGCGAAUAAUGAGGUAUUGAAUAUUUUAAAAAUGAUAAAAAUGUCGAAAAAUGUGAAAAAAUUAUUACUAGAAUGGAUGUUACAGUUGAACGAUUUAAAACAACAAAUUGUCAAAAAAGCCUGUUUCAAAACGUGUAUUUAACAGUAAUUGAAUAACUUGGAUAUGUUUUACAAAAAAUUCUAGUGGAUUCUUACAGGGUGAAGCUCUAAAAAUUAUUUAGGCCAUGAAUGUAUUCAGUAUAUAAACAUGGCCGUCUGUAUGUUGUCCAAGAAAUGUUUUUGUAUGUUAUUAUGAGAAAUAUGCAUUUAAAAGUAUUGAAUAAUAUAGUAUUGAAAAAUAAUGAUUCAUCAAACCCCAGGCCGAUGUCUGGGUGAGAAAUGAAUGUCUUCAGGAUUCUGCUACCGUGCGCGUUGCAGCGUGGCGACGAUAGUGACGUUGAAAAGAGUGAUUGCUGGUCAAUACGAAAAGAAAGAAACAAUGGUACACGUAUGACCCAAAGAAUGGGAGCAUCAGCCUCUUCAAAUCUUGCCGCAAUUGGAGGAGAUCCCAUCCAGGCGGCAAGACUAUCAACUUCUGGAUCAAACACUGAUCAAUUCAACAUGGGUAUACGAGAGAGGAAAAAGAAAUUGACGGGUUUUGCAACAUUACGAAAGAAGUUUAUAAGAAGACGUCGUUCUUCGAAAGUUUGUGAUCAUGGUCGUGUAAUCAGAGAAUUAGUUUGUACAUGGAGUCCUUUAGAAACAAGUGCUUUAUUGGAAGAGUAUGAAGCUUUAGCAGCAUUAAAAGAUCUUCAUGUACAAGCUGAGCUAGCAAGACCACCGGCAGCAACAUUUAAACAAGAUCUCUCAACAUUAUAUGAUUAUAAACAUUGUACGGAUGUUGAUUUAGUUUAUCGUGGAACGUGUUUUCCUGUUCAUAGGGCGUUACUUUCAGCUCGUUGUCCAUAUUUUAGAGAAUUAUUAGCGGGAUGUCCGGGCUAUGGUGCUCGUAUUUGUUUAGAUUUAAGAACACCAAAUUUAGAAGUUCAUGUAUUUUCUGCAUUACUACGAUACCUUUAUACUGGAGAUAUUUGUUCAUAUGAUACAUCAUUAGAUCCAAAUAUAUUGAGACGAUUGGCCGAAGAGUUUGGAACUCCAAAUCAUCUUGAUCAUGAUCUCAGAUACUUACUCGAUAGUGGAGAUUAUGCUGAUGCAGCAUUAGUAUUUACGUCCGAUGGUGAUUACCAGAGACCUGACAGUGGUAGUUCAGAAUAUGGAUUUCGACCAAAACUUGAAUUACCAUGUCAUAAAGCUAUACUAUCAGCUAGAUCAACGUUCUUCCGGAAUUUGAUUCAACGACGUUCAAGGUCAGGUGAAGAUCACACAGAACGAGCUCUUCAUAUACCAACUAGAAUAGUUCUCGAUGAAUGUGUUAUUCCUAAGAGAUAUGCCCGAGUAUUAUUAAAUGCUGUAUAUUUAGAUACAGUUGAUCUUUCAUUAAUUCUUCGAGGAAGUGGUUGUGGAAGUAGUACAGGAAGUCUUGGUGAAGUACAAGCCUUAACGCAUACAGGCCGUAUGCGUCCAAGUCCGUUGGAAGAAGCGAUGGAGUUGUAUCAAAUUGGACGAUUUUUAGAACUUGAUAUUUUAUCUCAAGGAUGUGAAGAUCUUAUAUUAGAGUGUCUUACUCAUGAAUCAUUACCAACUGUACUUAGAUGGGGGAGUCAACCACAUGGUUCAGCGUGGGUCCAUCGACAAGCGUUACAUUUUUUGAGAGAAGAAUUCCAAUCGUUAGCGUCUUCACCAGUUUUAUAUCAAUUAGAUCAUACGCAUUUAUUACAAGCUCUUCAGAGUCAUUUUCUUCAAGCAAGUGAACUUGAAGUUUUACAAGCUGUGUUGAAAUGGGGUGAACAAGAAUUAAUACGACGAAUGGAAGAUCGUGAACCAAACCUUUUAAGUCAUACGGUACAUUCAGUUGCUCGUAAAGGUGUUAAAAAGAGAGAUCUUAGUGAUAUUGAACUUCGUGAGAUAUUAAGUGAGCUUUUACCUCUUGUGAGAAUGGAUCAUGUGUUACCAUCAAAUAAUGAAAAUUUAACACAGGCUAUAAGAAGAGGUUUAGUAUCGACCCCUCCAAGUCAUAUGAUUGGUGAUGAACGUGAAAAUUUACGUAUAAAUGCAUGGAUAAGAGGUGGAAAGAGGAAUGGAUUAUUUGUUAGGCCUCGUUUAUUUAUGCCGUAUUAUGAGGAAAUAAAGAGUCUAGUCGAAGAGCAAAUGAAUCAAGAAACGGAAUUAUUACGAUUACGAAGAGCACAUUACAUUCCUGAUAUACCUGAUACUUUAUAUAUGGUUGAUGAGAAACCACGAUCAUUGGGUGCAGCUGGAGUAGAUAUUCUUGCUGCAGCUCUACCUGUUCCAGAUUCAAUGACAAUUUCUGCUAUGUUAAAACGUGAACAAAAGUUACGACAAUCACCAAGUUGUCAACGAGCCAUGAGUUUACCGCUCUCUUGUCGACAUGAAAUAAAUCGACAAAUACGAUUACGUGUUGUUCGUGAAUUUAAUUUGCCCGAUGCUGUUGCUGAUUUUCUUGAGAAUGCUGCAUAUUAUAAUUCAAUAGAACAUGACGAAAAAAUAAUGGAAUUGGAAAAUAUGGAAAAUGUUAAUGUGAAUAGUAGUACAACAGCAUCAGCGUGUUAUAGCCGAAACAUGACGUUUCCUCGAUCAAAUUCAUCGUAUGGAAUGAGGCAUGAACUUCCUGCUGUAGUAACUGAAGGAGAGAAUUAUAGACUUCCAGGAGAGCAAUUACAAAGUAAUCAGUGCAAUGACGGCCAUUUGUCGGGAAUAGUACCGGAUGUAGCAAUGGCAACAGCAUCAUUUGGUGCCCUUCAAUUAGCAGAACAACAAGAAUUGGAAUUAGAUCUUGGUGAUGGUGCAACACAUUUACUGCAACCUCCUCCUGGAAUAGUUGGAGCUCAUCAUUCUCAACUUUCACAUCAACGUCAAAGACAUUUUACCGGAGUACCUUCUCAUCCUUACAUGUACCAUCGAUCAAAUCCCGGUCUGCCGAAGUUUAUAUGAAAACGACAUAUAAGUAUGAGCAGAUGUAUGAAAAAACAAGUUUAUAUGACUGAUAUAAUUUAUGUAUGUACAUAUUUAUAUAUAGAUAUAUAUACAUAGAUGGGAAAGACGGCAUAAUGAAAUGGAAUUUUAUUUUGUUGGCGAUUAUAAAUUGUUGUAAUAUGAAUAUUGUAAAUUUUUUUUUGUUAUUUAUGUGAAUUUAAUUUAUACGCCAUGACAUGAAAAUUAUUUAAAAAUUGGAGUAUAAGCAUUAAUGUAAGUACGAAUGGCUGUUAUUUAUAAUAGUAUGAUAUGAUAUAAUCGUAGAAUAUAUAUAUAUAUAAGUAUAUAUAUAUACAAGUUGUUGAGAUAUGAUAAAACAAAUAAAAAAUAAGAUAAGACUGCAUGUAAUGCUGGUGAGAGAAGCGGUUUAUUUUAGUGAAAAAAAGUACCAACAACAAUAAUAAACAAGUAAAUCGUUAAUUUUAAAUGAGGGUAAUCAUUUAUUGGACCAAUUGAAAUGCUAUUAAUGAAAUUGAUAGUAAAGAGAGAUAGAAGAAGGUAAAUUGUGACAUAAUUGAGUAAUGUAAUAAAAAUGAAGUAAGUAGUGUGAAGUUGAGAAUGCAUUUAUAAUUAUUGAUGAUAACGAUAAACGAUUAUUUAACUUGAAUAAUAAAAAGGUAUGAUUUAAAAAUUAUCAAGACUUUAUUAGAUAUAAAUGAUUCGUUUAUUACUAUAUUUUACACUGCCAAAAAAGAUUUAGUAAAAAUGCACUGUACUUUAAUGUACUAUAUUAGAAUGACACGUAGAUUAAAAAAUUUAAAUAAUUGAAUUAUUCAAUAAACGUGAUGAAUAUUAUUUUGUAUUGAAAUGAAUUAACUGAAAUGAAUAGUGUAAUAAUAAAGUAGAAGUGGGGCGGAAAAAAAUGUCGGCAAUAAAUGAUAUUGAAUAAUAAUAAUAAUAGGUAAAAAUGAAUAGACGAUGUGCGGCGAAAAAUGACCAAUUAAUAUGAAAUAAGAGAGAAGUAAUUGGCAUGAGUAAAUGUAAAAGUGAAUAUUAUUUUCGGAAAUUGCGUAAUAAUGGGACGAAAAUAUGGGUUACGAAUGUAAAGUUGUUUGUGAAUAGUUUAAAUAUGUAAUGGAUGAAUUAAUGGGUAUGGUGCAUGAUGGUAGACUGAAUAGGUAUAAUCGAAUUAGUAUGUAAGAGUAAUGGAGUUUGUAAAAGGAGCAUUUAAAUAUUUGUAGUUUUAGGGAAUAAGCAGUAUAUAUACGUAUGGUUUAUUUUAAUUGCAAGUCUACUUACGAGAAGUGUAAGGAAAGUGUUUUAGAAGAUAGGGGAUUGUAAUGUAGGGCAAAUAGAUGAAGUAAGUGACAUUUGAUGUGUGAUAUAAUAAAUUUGUUUGCCAAUAAGCGUAUAAUAAAAGAUCUUUAUAGGCA